Molecule: messenger RNA, 408 nt
Organism: Penicillium pulvis
Lineage: Eukaryota; Fungi; Ascomycota; Eurotiomycetes; Eurotiales; Aspergillaceae
Product: MoaD/ThiS family protein
Exons: 1
Coding region: 1-408 (135 amino acids)
Biological process (GO): Mo-molybdopterin cofactor biosynthetic process
Cellular component (GO): cytosol
Source: RefSeq, a predicted model, not a curated record
AUGGAAUUCAAUAGAGGCUUGGAAGCUACCAAACAUGACGGGACCCGCCAACAACCCCGCACCGGGAUUGGCCGUCAAACUCCAACCUCAUCUUCAUCCCACAACAGCCUUCACUCCAAAGCCAUGGCAACUCAGUCAAACCCCGUAUCACAAGGAACAUUCACAAUCCACUAUUUUGCGACGGCAUCUCAAUUCACAACAAAAAACACCGAGAGUCUACCCGCCCCACUUCCACUGGCACAACUCUCUCCUCUACUAGAAGAGCGAUACCCUGGUAUCAGGGAAAAGAUUCUCGUCAGCUGUGGUGUCAGUCUUGAUGGAGAAUAUGUGGACGUUGAGGAAGAUGCGCAGGCAAUCAUUCAAGCUGGAGCGGAGGUUGCGAUCAUUCCGCCUGUCAGUUCGGGGUAG